Molecule: messenger RNA, 1459 nt
Organism: Pomacea canaliculata
Lineage: Eukaryota; Metazoa; Mollusca; Gastropoda; Architaenioglossa; Ampullariidae
Product: dimethyladenosine transferase 1, mitochondrial-like
Exons: 4
Coding region: 296-1339 (347 amino acids)
Biological process (GO): rRNA methylation; transcription initiation at mitochondrial promoter
Cellular component (GO): mitochondrial matrix
Molecular function (GO): mitochondrial transcription factor activity; rRNA (adenine-N6,N6-)-dimethyltransferase activity
Source: RefSeq, a predicted model, not a curated record
GUACAUUUUUAGACUACCGGAAGCAGUAUGGAUCUGACGGGCAGUAACCCGCGGUUGUGAGAAUGCGUUAUAUGCAGAAGGACAGUCAGAGUUUUAAUAUAGUGUUAAAGUGACAUGCUAAAAGAAGAACUUUAAAUGAUUCAUGUGUAAAAAUAUGCUUUUGUAUGCGUCAGUGAUUCGAAGUGACCCGUCUCCCCUAAAUUGUUAUCUGCUAUCCAUUCAUUGAAGGAGUUUCCUCGUUAUUCUUAACUUCAGAGAAAGCUUUUAUAUCAAAUAAGUAUUGGUACAAGUCAACAUGUCUUCUGUACGAUUACCCCCACUUCCAUCCAUGCAAGAUCUCAUUCGUCUUUAUCAGUUACGAGCGAGGAAACAAUUGUCACAGAACUUUCUUCUUGACAUGAAUCUUACCCGUAAAAUAGUCAAAUCUGCCGGGAAACUCGACGGUGGAUUUGUGUGUGAAGUAGGGCCUGGCCCAGGCGGUAUAACUAGAUCAUUGCUGAACACCGGUGCUCACCAUGUUGCUGUGGUCGAAAAGGAUAGGAGAUUUUUGCCAAGUUUACAGCUCUUAUCAGAGGCUGCGCAAGGGCGUUUGAGCAUACACAGUGGCGACAUCCUAAGCUUCAACAUGGAGAAUAUAAUUCCAGAAAAUCUUGCAGUACCAUGGGAUUCAGCACCUCCUAAUAUUCACAUCAUUGGCAACCUUCCAUUUAGUGUGUCAACACCUCUUAUUAUUAUGUGGCUUGCAGCAAUGUCUAAUCAGUCAGGGCCAUGGAAGUUUGGUAGAACAAAAUUGACUCUGACAUUUCAAAAAGAAGUCGCAGAAAGAAUGACUGCUAAUAUCCUAUCAAAACAGCGUUGUCGUCUGUCAGUGAUGUGUCAGUACCUUUGUAAAGUGGACCUGAAGUUUGUAAUACCAGGUCGAGCUUUUGUUCCUGCACCAGAGGUUGAUGUGGGUGUUGUCCACAUAGUUCCCAGAGUACAGCCCCUUAUUAACCUGCCUUUCUCCCUAGUAGAGAAAGUGGUGCGGCAUAUUUACCACUUCAGACAGAAAUAUAUUCGCAGAGGAAUUGAGACACUAUUUCCCCCAGACCGACUGGAUCUAGUAGAAGCAAUGUUUGAGGAGACAAAUGUCAGGCCAGAGGCACGAUCUUUCCAGUUAUCUAUUGAACAGGUCGGUCGGCUGUGUCAUGCAUACAAUAAUAUUUGCCAGCACAAUGCUGACAUAUAUACAUAUGACUACCGCAGUCAAGAGAAUGCCAGGCAAGUGCGAAAGAAAAAUCAGAUACAAUUAGAGAAAUUUGAGGCAGAGAUUCUUGGAGAUAUAAUCCCUCAAAGUUAAUGUGGAUGUUCAAGUACAGAUUAUUCAGAAUGUAUGCAGGGUUUCAAGCAAACUGUGAACACUUGGAACUUUGGCUGUAAAUGUGUGCUAUCCAUGAAUAAACAAAAUGCCAAAAGAAAA